ACGACGUUUCACAUACUACACAUUCACGACAUUUAAAUUGUAUUUUUAGCAGAUUACUGAUCCAAAACACUUGUGUGUUGAUGUGCGUUGAUGUGUGUAUGGAUUAUUGUGUAUAAAACACGUGGAGAUCUAAACUACAUAAUUUUUAUGCACUGACAUAAUGGCAGAGCCUGAAACAGAAAUCCUGGAAAUAACAGCAAAUGAAGACACCGGGUUACACAGAGUUGUAGAUUUUAAUGCUAAAUAUUAUAAACAGAAAACAGACGAAAAGAUUUGCGACAGAAUUAAAAAAUAUGCUAAGAAAUACUCAUCAAUAAAUUACGUGAAGUCAUGUUUGUUUUCUAAUGUGCCUAUAAUACGGAACCUAAGAAAAUAUAACUUACGGAAAUACUUAGUGAGUGAUAUUCUCUCUGGAAUUACAGUCGGCAUCAUGCAGAUACCUCAAGGCAUGGCAUUUGGUUUGUUGACAACAUUGCCACCGAUAUGUGGAAUGUACACUGCCUUCUUUGGUCCUUUGACAUACUUUUUCUUCGGAUCAUCAAGACAUCUCUCUGUAGGGGCAGUAGCUGUAGUUAGUCUGAUGAUGGCUUCAGUGAUUGAUGUUGCAAUGCAAGAAAACAAUCUGUAUGUAAUCACAGAAAACUCAACAAAUACUUCAACAGAUGAGAUUAUUAAUAAACGAAAAAUAGAGAUAGCUACGUCAGUAUCAUUCGUGUCUGGGCUAAUCAUGAUUUUAUUGGGUAAAUUAAAGUUUGGGUUGAUCUCGACUUACAUGUCCGAGCAGUUGGUUAGUGGAUUUACGGCAGCAGUGGCAAUACACAUCACAACGAGUCAGGCAAAACAUAUUUUUGGCAUCUCUGUGCCUCAACAUAAUGGCAUAUUCAAGGUGAUAAAGACCUGGAGAGAUGUUUGUUACAACAUACCAUCCACUAACUUCGCCACACUCAUUACCACUGUGAUUUGUUUUAUCAUUCUUUACCUCGUUAAAGUUCAAAUUAAUAUGAGAUUUAAGGCCAAACUGAAGAUGCCCAUUCCUAUAGAACUCAUCAUUAUUUCCAUUGCAACUGUCAUAGCUCAUUUUGCCAAGUUCCAUCAGAAGUUUAACAUCAACAUUUUAAAAGACAUCCCAGCAGGGUUGCCAUCACCAGUUUUACCUAACCCUGUUUUGGCUACAGGGUAUGUAGCUGACGCCUUCAUUAUAGGAAUCGUGGCCUUCACCCAUUCGGUAUCUGGCGCUAGACUUCUGGCCAGGAAACAUAAUUAUGAAAUUGAUCCUAAUCAGGAGUUGGUUGCAAGUGGAGCAGGGAGCGUUGUAUGUUCAAUUUUCUCUGGAUACAUCAAUGCUGGGUCAUUAUCAAGAACUAUGGUACUAGAUGGUACGAACGGUAAAUCACAGGUACACUUACACAAUGAUAUUUCUUUCUUUGGAAUUUAG
Molecule: messenger RNA, 1435 nt
Organism: Mytilus californianus (California mussel)
Lineage: Eukaryota; Metazoa; Mollusca; Bivalvia; Mytilida; Mytilidae
Product: solute carrier family 26 member 9-like
Exons: 8
Coding region: 161-1435 (424 amino acids)
Biological process (GO): transmembrane transport
Cellular component (GO): membrane
Molecular function (GO): bicarbonate transmembrane transporter activity; sulfate transmembrane transporter activity; oxalate transmembrane transporter activity
Source: RefSeq, a predicted model, not a curated record